AGCACGCCAGUUUCCCUUAAAAAAUUCUUUCAAAACUCAUUUCAGACAACCGACGGCAGACGUAAUGGCAAACUGCUUUUAGCGAUACAGAAACCACGGGCGACGCUCCAAUAGUUUCCAUCUGAGGCUUCAUUUCAUCUUCCCUAUAAAAGGUUAAAAUUUCAAUCUUUCUCACACCUUCUUCACUGUUCCAAUAAAUUAUUUAUUCUCUGAGACUGAGCAUCGAUUCGCUCAUUUUUUAAGUCUCUUCCAAAGUCGACAGUCGGAUUUCUGCAUCAACAUCAGCUGCAAGUCACGAUUCUCAGGCUGGCUAUAAUCAGAGACUGCUCUUUACUUAUGUAUAAACUCUUGUUGAUCUGAUCUCCUCUGUUUCUGUCGAAGAAUCGGUGAGGUAUAUCGACUAUCGAAGAAGGGGAAUCAGCUAUGGCAAUUGUAGUUGAUGGUUUGAAUUUUGAGCAGCAACACGGGAAGUCAAGAGUCAGGGUUGCUAGAGUUUGGAGGAAUUUAGAUGGGCGUGAUUUGAUUGUUGAAUGGAAUGUCAAUACAAGCCUCUUCUCCAAUUGUUUGCCUUCAUAUGUUCAGGGUGAUAAUUCAGAUCUUGUCACCACCGAUACCGUGAAGAACACUGUAUAUGCAAAAGCAAAGGAAUGUGCGGAAGUUAUUUCGGUUGAGAACUUUGCAAUUGCACUGGGGAAACAUUUUACAUCAUACUAUCCGAAGGUUACAGGUGCAGUAAUCACAAUAGUGGAAAAGCCAUGGGAACGUGUACAUGUAGAUGGUCAACCACAUGAACAUGGGUUUCAACUUGGAUCUGAAAAACAUACAACAGAAGUAACAGUGAAGAAGUCUGGUGCGGUAGUGGUAACUUCUGGAAUCGAAGGAUGGUCUGUGUUGAAAACAACCAAGUCAGGUUUUGAAGGAUAUAUUAAGGACAAAUACACUGCCCUGCCUGAAACAAAAGAAAGAAUAUUGGCAACUGAAGUCAGUGCUUUAUGGAGGUACAAAUUUGAAUCGCUUUCUAGCAUUCCUUUGAAGCCUCUUUACUUUACUGAGGGAUACCUUGGUGUAAAGAAAGUACUGGAAAGGAACUUUUUCGGUCCUCCAAAAGGAGGAGUUUAUAGCCCCUCAGUCCAGGGCACUCUUUAUGACAUGGCCCGGGCUGUUAUUGACAGGUUCCCAGAUAUAUCAUCAAUCCAUCUACAAAUGCCUAAUAUCCAUUUCUUACCAGUCAAUCUACCAAACAAGAUUACUCCAAGUAUUGUAAAGUUUGAUGAUGAUGUCUAUACACCAACUGAUGAACCACAUGGGACAAUUCAAGCUAGCUUGAGCCGCAUCUUGUCCAGGAUGUAGAAGAAGCUGCUGUAUCAAUUGUCUUGUAUGUUCUCUGUGCCUUGUUCACUACAACAUCCACCCUACCUUUUCUCUUCAAUAAUUCUGCGCAACUAAAGUGCAGUACGGGCAGACUGGAGAAGACAACCACACUGCUAGUGGCUCCCAGAAACACAAUCCAGUCCUGUUAAUUAUAGUGGUGUGACUUGAUUUAGACUCCACAUGAGGAGGAAGAGUUUUACACGACAGUAUUUAUAUGCCUAGUUUCUUUUCUCUGUGUAGCUUGUGAACUACAACCACACUUUGCUGAAUUAUUAUAAAAUUUGGCAUCCACAGCAA
Macadamia integrifolia is the source of this 1668-nucleotide messenger RNA. RefSeq names its product uricase-2. Bases 424 to 1350 code for a protein of 308 amino acids. Gene Ontology annotation, molecular function: urate oxidase activity. Gene Ontology annotation, biological process: urate catabolic process; purine nucleobase catabolic process. Gene Ontology annotation, cellular component: peroxisome. Lineage: Eukaryota; Viridiplantae; Streptophyta; Magnoliopsida; Proteales; Proteaceae. The record is from RefSeq and is a predicted model, not a curated record. The transcript has 8 exons.